Chanos chanos (milkfish) is the source of this 717-nucleotide messenger RNA. RefSeq names its product synaptophysin-like 1 (gene sypl1). The transcript is spliced from 5 exons. Gene Ontology annotation, cellular component: synaptic vesicle membrane; synaptic vesicle. Bases 1 to 717 code for a protein of 238 amino acids. The record is from RefSeq and is a predicted model, not a curated record. NCBI's taxonomy places the organism in Eukaryota, Metazoa, Chordata, Actinopteri, Gonorynchiformes, Chanidae.
AUGAUGACAGGAUUCCGAUUAAACCUGGCUCCUGUUAAGGAACCGCUGGGUUUCAUCAAAGUGGUGGAGUGGUUUACAGCUGUGUUUGCCUUUGGAAGCUGUGGUGGCUAUGCUGGCAGAAAUGUGGUUUCAGUAUUCUGUGGUGGAGGCGUGAAUGAGACCUUAAAUGCAACUUUUUCAUACCCCUUCAGGUUAAACCAAAUGCUGCUUGUUGAAGGGAACACAACCAUUUGUAAUCAUACAGUGGCUGAGACCCAUCUGGUGGGAGACUCAUCAUCCUCAGCAGAGUUCUUUGUAGCUGUUGCCACCCUGGCAUUCCUCUACUGUAUGGCGGCACUUCUGGUUUAUGUGGGCUACAUGCACGUUUACCGGGACUCUGACUUUGGGCCUAUGUUUGAUUUUGUAGUGACAUCCAUCCUCACUUUCCUCUGGCUGGUGUGCGCUUCAGCAUGGGCAAGGGGGCUGCAGACAGUGAAGGAUGCCACUGACACGGCAGGAAUUCUUUCCACUCUUGCCCUCUGCAAAGAAAACGAUGUAACAUGUGAGGUCACAGAUUUUGCCAGCUUCCGCAGUCUUAAUGUAUCUGUGGUGUUUGGCUACUUGAACCUGGUGGUGUGGGCUGGCAAUGCCUGGUUUGUUUACAAGGAGACACGUUGGCAUUCUCAGAAACUCUCUUCUCAAGGGGUGGGUCGUGGCACUGUCCCCGCCCCUAUCUAA